Molecule: messenger RNA, 975 nt
Organism: Mucor velutinosus
Lineage: Eukaryota; Fungi; Mucoromycota; Mucoromycetes; Mucorales; Mucoraceae
Exons: 2
Coding region: 1-975 (324 amino acids)
Biological process (GO): removal of superoxide radicals; cell redox homeostasis
Cellular component (GO): cytosol; cytoplasm
Molecular function (GO): thioredoxin-disulfide reductase (NADPH) activity
Source: RefSeq, a predicted model, not a curated record
AUGGCUCCUAUUCAUCACCGUGCUACAAUCAUCGGCUCUGGACCUGCUGGUCACACUGCUGCCAUUUAUCUCGCUCGUGCACAAAUGGAACCCAUCAUGUUUGAAGGCAUGAUGGCAAACGGUUUUGCUCCUGGAGGUCAAUUGACUACAACCACUGAUAUCGAAAACUUUCCUGGAUUCCCCAAAGGUAUUCUCGGUGGUGCUCUAAUGGACCAAAUGCGUGAACAAUCCGUCAACUGUGGCACUGUCAUUGAAACUGAAACCAUCACCAAAGUCGAUACUAGUGUACGUCCUUUUAGAUUAUGGCGUGAGGGCAGUGAUGAACAAAGCGAACCUACUGAUACCACGGAUGCUCUUAUUAUUGCUACCGGUGCCUCUGCUAAACGUAUGCAUUUACCUGGCGAAGAGAAAUACUGGCAAAAUGGUAUCUCUGCCUGCGCUGUAUGUGAUGGUGCUGUCCCCCUCUUUAGAAACAAGCCUCUUGUAGUCAUUGGUGGUGGUGAUUCUGCUGCUGAAGAAGCCAUCUAUCUCACAAAGUAUGCCUCUCAUGUACAUGUUCUCGUGCGUCGUGAUCAAUUGCGUGCCUCCAAGGUCAUGGCAGAUAGAUUGUUGGCCCAUCCUCAUGUCACUGUUCAUUUUGAAACUGUACCUACUGAAUGUGUUGGUAAUGGCGAUGUCCUCACAGAGGUAUUCACUCGUAAUACAAAGACUGGUGAAAACGGAUCCAUUGAAGCAAGUGGUCUUUUCUAUGCCAUCGGUCAUACUCCUGCCACUGAAUUAGUCAAGGGCCAAUUGGAUCUCGAUGAAAGUGGCUAUAUCAAGACUGUUCCUGGUUCUGCCUCCACAAGUGUCGAAGGUGUAUUUGCUGCUGGUGAUGUGCAAGACAAGAGAUACCGUCAAGCAAUCACAUCCGCUGGAACUGGUUGCAUAGCUGCUUUGGACGCUGAAAGAUACUUGACUGAACUUGAAGCAUAG